Sciurus carolinensis (gray squirrel) is the source of this 453-nucleotide messenger RNA. RefSeq names its product keratin-associated protein 15-1. The transcript has a single exon. The coding region runs from base 1 to 453 and encodes 150 amino acids. The record is from RefSeq and is a predicted model, not a curated record. Lineage: Eukaryota; Metazoa; Chordata; Mammalia; Rodentia; Sciuridae.
AUGUCUUACAACUGCGACUCUGGACGCUUCCCCUCCCAAUCUUUUGGAGAUUACCUGAGGUACCCAGUUUCCACCUAUAACUCCUUCUACCCCAGUGAUGUAGCCUAUUCUCCAGGAACCUACCAGCUGGGCUCCUCUUUCUAUGGUGGCCAUCAGGAGUCUUUCUCUGAACCCAUAAGCUGUGAGACAUCCUGCGCUGGGAGUGGAUCCUACCAGACAUCAAGGUAUCGCCCGAAGAACUUCAUCUUCUCCAGUCCCUGCCAGGCAAAUUACUCUGGAUCUCUUGGAUGUGGCAGCGCCAGCCUUGGAUCUUUUGGCUAUGGAAGCACUGGUUUCCAGUCUGUGGGAUGUGGAUCCAACUUCUACCGUCCAGCUUAUUUCCCUUCCAGAAGUUGCCAGUCAACUUUUUACCGCCCAGCCAUUGGCUCUCACUAUUUUGGAUCAUCUUACUGA